Vavraia culicis subsp. floridensis is the source of this 569-nucleotide messenger RNA. RefSeq lists its product as uncharacterized. Gene Ontology annotation, molecular function: protein binding. The annotation marks the transcript as partial. Lineage: Eukaryota; Fungi; Microsporidia; Pleistophoridae. The record is from RefSeq and is a predicted model, not a curated record. The transcript has a single exon.
AGUGCCAACGGUAGAGUACAAAAGGAUGAAAGUGAUCGCGCAUCAUAAGGCUGAUAUAACGUCCUUGCACAUAAAAGAGGACACCUUUUUUACAGCCGGUCUUGAUGGUCUGAUCUACGUGUAUGAUUUCACAGGCUCGCUGCUCAACUACCUAGACAUACGGACACCCAUCAAGGGAUUGUACACGAGAGAUAAUAAGACAUUCGUGAAAACGGACACGCACCUCUUAAUUUACGAAGACAAGACAUUGAAGAAUCGAAUUGUGUGCGAUGGAAUACUCAAUGAAUCAUUUUUUGCCCGAAUGGCAAGUUUUGGUAAGUUCAUGGUUGUUCCCUCUAUGUUCAACAACAGAGAGGACGUGGUAAUGCUGGUAAGCGAGGAGGAUGUACUGAGCCUGGUAGGGUUUAUUGCUCCGGUUGAGGUUGUUUACGUGUUUGGGAAUAUUUUGAUAUGUGGUUGUCAGGAUAAAAGUGUUGUUUUGUGGCGACAUGAGCAUCACUACAAAUUGCGAGAAAAUUUGUAUGAGGAUGAGAAAAGGGGGAGUUGGGUUGAUGAUAGCAAGGGGAAAG